Messenger RNA from Solanum tuberosum (potato), 2382 nucleotides. Its product is annotated as probable LRR receptor-like serine/threonine-protein kinase At3g47570. The record is from RefSeq and is a predicted model, not a curated record. Bases 1 to 2382 code for a protein of 793 amino acids. NCBI's taxonomy places the organism in Eukaryota, Viridiplantae, Streptophyta, Magnoliopsida, Solanales, Solanaceae. Gene Ontology annotation, molecular function: ATP binding; protein kinase activity; protein binding. The transcript has 4 exons. Gene Ontology annotation, biological process: protein phosphorylation.
AUGCAAGUUUUAUAUCUUCCCGAAAAUAGGUUCACUGGUGAAAUACCCAAAGAGAUAAGAAAUCUCGUUGACUUGGAGGUACUUAAUCUUGAGUUUAAUAGUUUUAGUGGUUCACUUCCACUGGAGAUCUUCAACAUAUCACGACUGACAAUAAUUGAUCUUUCAGCCAAUAAUCUAUCAGGAACCCUCCCACUAAACAUAAGUUCUACCUUACCCAACAUUGAAGAGCUAUAUACUCUUUCAUUCAAUAAUCUAUCAGGAACUCUACCAUCAAAAAUAGGUUCAACCUUACCUAACAUUGAACAGCUUUAUCUGAAUAGCUUAACCAAUCUUUUUGGGACUAUUCCUCAUUCUAUCUCCAAUUGUUCAAAGCUUACUGAUCUAGAUCUUUCACGAAACAAACUCACAGGCUUAAUACCCAAUUCUCUUGGAUAUUUGACUCAUCUACACUUCCUAAACUUGGGGAUAAACAAUUUAAGCAGUGAUUCAAUUUUAAGCUUCCUGACUUCCUUAACCAAUUGCAGAAAUUUAAGAUUUCUUUCUCUAUCUUUCAACCCUCUAAAUGGCAUGUUUCCGGUCUCCGUAGGGAACUUCUCCAUAUCUCUUAUACAAUUUUAUGCCAUUACUUGUAAGAUUAACGGCCAGAUUCCAAAUGAAGUUGGAAACUUAACCAAUUUAAUAGACCUUGAUCUUUCUAAUAAUAACUUGAUUGGAUCAAUUCCUACAUCAAUUCAGAACUUGAGAAACCUUCAACGCUUGUACUUGAACAUCAACAAACUUACAGGAUUUAUUGGAGAUAAUCUUUGUAAAUUGCAACAUGUGGGUGUUAUUUCCUUGGGUCAAAAUCAACUUUCAGCUGCACUUCCUAAUUGUUUAGGGAACGUUACUUCCCUUAGAGAGAUAUAUAUGGAUUCCAAUAAAUUGAGUUCCAAUUUACCAACAAGCUUAGGAAAUCUUAAAGAUCUAAUGGUUCUUGACUUAUCAUCAAACAAUAUGGUUGGCUCUUUACCUCCAGAAAUUGGAAAUCAAAAGGCUGCGAACCAGAUAGACCUAUCGAUGAAUCAAUUCUCAAAUGGAAUUCCUAGAGAAAUUGGAGGAUUACAAAAUCUGGUGCACCUUUCUUUGAGACACAACAAGUUACAAGGAUCUAUACCCGACUCAAUGAGCAACAUGGUAGGUUUGGAAUUUCUAGACAUUUCUCAUAAUAAUAUAUCGGGAACUAUUCCCAUGUCUUUGCAGAAACUUCAAUAUCUCAAGUAUUUUAAUGUUUCUGACAAUAAGUUGCAUGGUGAAAUACCCUCGGGGGUCCUUUCAAGAACCUCUCGAGUCAAUUUUUCAUCAACAACGAAGCAUUGUGUGGUUUGUCAAGGAAUAGCAAUUGUAUUGGUUCCUAUCGCCUUUGUGUUCCUGUGGAUAAGGUAUAGAAGAGGUAAAAGAGCUCCUCAACAAGCUGAUUCAUUGUCUAUGGCAACAACAGAAAGAAUUUCAUACUAUGAACUGCUCCAAGCAACUGAUUCUCUUAGCGAGAGUAAUCUGAUUGGUUCUGGAAGUUUUGGCUCUGUCUACAAAGGCAUUCUCAGAAGUGGAACUCAUAUUGCAAGUGGGACUGCCAUUGCAGUUAAAGUGUUCAAUCUGCAACUGGAAGCGGCAUUCAAGAGUUUUGAUAUAGAAUGUGAAGUUUUGCGCAGCCUUUGCCAUAGGAAUCUUGUGAAAGUCAUCACUAGUUGUUCCAACCUUGAUUUUAAGGCUUUAGUGCUCGAGUAUAUGCCUAAUGGAAGUCUUGACAAAUAUUUGUAUUCGCACAACUACUUCCUAGACAUCAGGCAGAGACUAAGCAUUAUGAUAGAUGUGGCAUGUGCAUUGGAAUAUCUCCAUCAUGGGUGCUCGUUACCUGUGAUUCAUUGUGAUCUGAAGCCUAGUAACGUCUUGCUGGAUGAGGAUAUGGUUGCCCACCUAAGCGACUUUGGUAUUUCAAAACUGCUUGGUGAAGAUGAGAGUGAUUUAUAUACUAAAACCUUAGCAACAUUGGGUUAUAUUGCACCAGAGUACGGACUGGAUGGAUUGGUGUCUAUAAAAUGUGAUGUCUAUAGUUACGGGAUCAUGUUGUUGGAGAUGUUUACUAGGAGAAAGCCUAAUGAGUUUGAGGGAGAUCUUAGCUUGAAGCAAUGGGUUAGUUAUUCAUUCCCAGAGGCAGUAAUGGAUGUUGUAGAUGCCAACUUGGUAACAUCAAUGGAUAAUCGCUUACAGAAGGAGCUAGAUGUUGUGUCUUCAAUCAUGAAAGUGGCAUUAGAUUGUUGUGCUGAAUCUCCGGCAAGAAGGACAAACAUGAAAGAUGUUGUAGGGAUGCUACAAAAGAUCAAGAUUCAACUUCUUGCAUGCUGA